This is a messenger RNA of Vespa velutina, 934 nucleotides long. RefSeq names its product ragulator complex protein LAMTOR1 (gene Lamtor1). The coding region runs from base 185 to 685 and encodes 166 amino acids. The record is from RefSeq and is a predicted model, not a curated record. Gene Ontology annotation, molecular function: molecular adaptor activity; guanyl-nucleotide exchange factor activity. The transcript has 5 exons. Gene Ontology annotation, biological process: positive regulation of MAPK cascade; positive regulation of TOR signaling; cellular response to amino acid stimulus. Gene Ontology annotation, cellular component: lysosome; membrane raft; late endosome membrane. NCBI's taxonomy places the organism in Eukaryota, Metazoa, Arthropoda, Insecta, Hymenoptera, Vespidae.
GUUGGACUUAGUUCAUAAGAGAAAUUGUCUGACUUAUGAUUCGAGGUGUAGGUUAUGGGUCACUAUUGAAACGCAGUGUUAUGCGCCGAUAGAAAGUUUAUGCGUCGUGAUUCAUGCCGGAUUGUUUACAGGAAUGAAAAGGAAAACUAAUUCAUUUUAAAAGUCGUCCGAAAUUUCAUCAAGUAUGGGAUGUUGCUACAGUUUUUGUAAAGAGGACACUGGGCCCCAGAGCGGGGAAGUGAAUGAGAGGACUCAUCUUUUAGUCGAUCCUGUUAGUAAUAAUACAAACAUACCAAGAGUACAUAGCGAUGAUUAUGUUAAUCAAUAUGCAAAUUCUGAACCCAAGAAGACAGAUGAACAAAGUGCAUUGAACAGAAUUCUGCAUGAAACUGCUGCAAAUGUAAUAGAUAUUGGUGCAUUGGAUUCACAUAAUUUAGAACAACAUGAAUAUAUGGAUAGAUCACGAGCUUAUGCAAAACGCAUAGAAGCAUGGGGCUUUAAAGUCCCGGAUAAUACAGUAUGUCUCCUUAAAGAUAUCCCUGCACCGGAAAGAAUACUCGCAUCUAAUCCACUUGCUGCUGGAGAUCAUGAACUUAUCACCGGUAUGCUCAAGAAUGCAGUAGUUGCAUUAAAUGAUAUUAAAGUAGAGCAUAAGGAAGAUUUGGUAGUACCUUUCUUAUCGUGAUCUUACAGUAAUUCCAUCGACAGGAUACAACAUCAUCCUGUUUAAAUGGAAUUAUAAUGUCAGGAGACACAAAAUAUCUAUCUUAUCAAACUGAGCUCAGCGAUAAUUUGAUUUGAGUCUGAAAUAAUAUUAGAGCUUGUUCAAAAAUGAAUAUGAAGUAAAUAUUAAGCGCAAUGGUAUAUUAUAAUUAAGUUUGAAUGAUAGGUCUGCUCUCGUAUAAAAAUAUAUUUAAAACUAAGGCUUCAGAAA